AGUACAUUUCGCGAUUGCAGCCAAUCUUAAGCCACAAACCACCAAACAGCGCAAGCUGUUUUCGAUCCGCUUAAAGAUCCAGUGCACAUGCAUGACUGUUAAACGGCGGAGUUAUUUUAUUUAAACUCUGUGAAGUUCUCUGUAUUUUUAUUCUUUUUUUUUUUUUUUUUUUACCGGAAAAGCGUAGCAAACUCAAUAGGACGCAACUCCUGCACUCUGCGGUCCACUCCAAAACACAACUGAACCGCAAGUCGCUGCAUGAACAUGGCACUGGUCUGGCUCCAAUCUCACCUGCCCUGUGCUAACCCAACCAGUGUCACCAGUAUCGCAUAUCGGCACACUCCCAGCAAAGCUUGCUAAACAGUCCUGUGUGGAGAGCCAUGCUGUCUGGUACUUGGCGGCGCUCUGUGGGGCAUCAGUCUUCUGCAACACCUGUGGUGACCACCAGGGGGACGACAGUGUGUGCGGUCCCCAGUGGUACAGUUGUCCUUGAGGCCCAAUACGACUACAACUACCGAGGUACAGAUGGAAGCCAGGUCUGCAUAAGGGAGGGUGAACGGUUUGUUCUGCUGAAAAAGGCCAACGCUGAUUGGUGGCAGGUGCGGAGAAUUGGGGCAGCCAGUAAAGCAAAGCCGCUGUAUGUACCUGCCACAUAUGUGACAGAGGUACCUAUCGCACCAAUGCCCUCACCACAACGUCUGGUUAUGUCUGUCUCGCUGAACUCUAACCUUAGGACGCUGCCGAGGAUGUCACUCACUCCUAGCCCAACAGCAACUCCCUAUAAGGAACAGCAUCAAGUGAACAAACCCAUCUAUCGCUCCAUGGAAAACCUCAACACCAAUAGUGCCUUCCAGAGACUGGACAACACCAGCACAGGUGGUGGCCAUUUCCCCACCUUGCCCCUCUCUGGAUUCACCUUUGCCUCCAAAUUUCCCACCUCCCCAUCAGGCCACCAGAUGGUCACAGGGUGUUCUGCAACCUCCACAUCCCAAACAGCACCUUCAAACCCCAGAGUGGUUCCCAUGAUCACACGCAGCCAGAGCUCCAGCGACCUGCCUGAAACCCUGACAGAGAACCCAUACGAUGAAGUGGGCGGUGGCUUCAGCAGUCGCGUUAGCCAUAGGAUACCGGAGAAGGUCCCAACAGAGUCCUGUCUGUCAGAGCUGUCAUGGCAAAACUCCCCUCUUUACACUGAAAUGCAGCCAGAGAAACAUCCAUCACAGCCAGAGCCACCCAGCCCUGCCCCAGGUCAACAGCCUCUUCAGAUCGUGAACCUGUGGGAGCAGUACUCAGACCCAGCUACAGGUAGAUACUACUACAUCAACACCGUCACCAAGGAGAGGUCCUGGAAGCCUCCUCGCCGGGCUCGUGGACACAACACCAGCAAGGUCCCAACAGAGUCCUGUCUGUCAGAGCUGUCAUGGCAAAACUCCCCUCUUUACACUGAAAUGCAGCCAGAGAAACAUCCAUCACAGCCAGAGCCACCCAGCCCUGCCCCAGGUCAACAGCCUCUUCAGAUCGUGAACCUGUGGGAGCAGUACUCAGACCCAGCUACAGGUAGAUACUACUACAUCAACACCGUCACCAAGGAGAGGUCCUGGAAGCCUCCUCGCCGGGCUCGUGGACACAACACCAGCAAGGCUAGCCCAGUACAACCUCAGAAGUCACUCAGGGAAACCAGCCAUCUGUCAUUACGAGCUAUGCACAAGCUGUCACCUGAUGUCCUUUUUGGGAGCCACCAGAGGAAUGCUGACAGUGGCUGGGGGAGGAAGAAGAGCAUGCAGCAUGCAGCCUCCUCUGACGCCGUGAACCAGAUGACAUUCAGCAAUGCAGAUGCCCAGUGUCACAACUCUGACCCCCUGCACAAUGUCAAACUGCAACUUAACCACUCCCAAUCUCUGUUUCUACCUGAGAAUGGCAAGCUGGUCCACCAGUGUAGAGAUUACUCCUGCAAUGUGACCAACAUCAUCAUGGAACCUCCAUCUCCUCAGAGUUCCCCAGAUAGUGAUGGCUGCACACCGGAGUUGGAGAAGGCAGGCCUCUUGAACAAGACAAAGAUUGCAGAAGGAGGCCGGAAACUGAGGAAAAAUUGGAGUCCAUCCUGGGUGGUGUUAGUUGGGAACAGUCUAGUUUUCUUCAAAGAUCCUAAAUCACAGACACCUUCCAGCUGGAAACCAGGAAACAGUCGCCCCGAGAGUAGUGUGGAUUUAAGAGGAGCACAACUGCAAUGGACCAACGAGCUGUCCAGCAAGAAGAAUGUCUUCAAGCUGAGAAAAAAAAAAUUCCUGCUGCAGUCGGAGACGGAUUCUCUGAUCAGAGAAUGGUAUGACACCAUCCAGAAUGUCAUCGACAGGCUGGACCGUGAAAACCCAUUAGACAAUGUCCUUCUGUACUCUCUGAGGAGAGCUGGCAGUGUAGAGAUGUUGGACCACAGUGGAGACGAGGAUGAGACGAGAAAAUCACUCCCUCGCUCAUCAUCUAACCUGGAAAAUACAGAAAGGAAGAGAGUGAAGACCCGGCUGAAGAAACUGAUCCUAAAACGACCUACUCUGCAGGCUCUGCAGGAGAAAGGGCUCAUAAAAGAUCAGGUGUUUGGCUGUCGUCUGGAGAUGGUCUGUGAGAGAGAGAAGAGCACUGUCCCUCGCUUCGUCAGACUUUGUACCGAGGCUGUGGAGCGGAGAGGGCUGGACACUGACGGCAUCUACAGAGUAUCUGGAAACCUGGCAGUUAUUCAGAAGCUACGCUUCCUGGUGAACCAUGAGCGAGCGGUGACUACGGACGGCCGUUACAUGUUCCCAGCGGAGUUGGUACAAGAAGAGAAGGUGAAUUUGGAUGACAGUGAGUGGGAGGACAUUCAUGUCAUCACAGGAGCUUUGAAACUUUUCUUUCGUGAGCUUCCGGAGCCUCUGGUGCCCUACGGCUUCUUCACAGACAUCAUGGAGACAGUCAAGAUGACAGACUACACAGACAAAGUGGACCGUUUGAAGUGUCUGGUGCUAAACAUGCCUCCUCCCAACCACGACACACUGCAGUUCAUGUGCCACCACCUCAAACGAGUGCUGCAACAUUCAGAAACCAACCGAAUGACCACACAGAACAUUGGUAUUGUGUUCGGUCCAACCCUGAUGCGUCCAGAAAGGGACAACGGCAACAUGGCGGUGAAUAUGGUUUACCAGAACCAGGCGGUGGAGCUCAUCCUCAGUGAAUGUGACCACAUCUUCGGAACGAGAGGUCCCUCUUGAUGUUUUGGUGAUGGGAUGAAGGAUUGUUUUUUUGGGGGGGCUCUUUCUGAUCUGACAAAAGUGCAGGUAGUGCAUUGUUUAUAGUCUUUUCCCAUUGGCUCAUAUGGUGUAAAUGUUAUUCACAUCAAAAGAUAAUUAUGGUUUAAAGAAGAAUCAGAACAAGAAGCUGCUAAUGACAUCUGUCCUUCACAUAAAACUAUGUUAAAACAAGACAAUUAUAUUGAUACUUGAGCCUUUGCCUGCAGAAGUGGAGCCCAGCCCACUUCUUUAGCUUUACUUGAUGUUUUGUACUUGUUCAGGAAAUAUAAAAAGCCAUAAAAGUGAUACAUCUUCUCCAGCUAGCUGUGUAUUUAUCAAGAAAUAUGAGGAAGGAUGUCUUAAUGUAGCACUGAAACAAAACUUUGCAGAAUCAACUCGCUGUGAAAACACAUGCUCCAGCACCUCUUGCAGGAAGGAUUGACAGAUCCCAGCUGCAGUAUUAGCACUGAUAUACUGUAAAUUAUGCAAACAGGCAGGAAGCAAGCUGUGGGUGUAAAUGUACCCGCAUCUCCACUGAAGUUAUACACUGCUAGAUGAGUUUUCAGGUUCAUGUGAGAGACCUCUUCAUUUCAGUGAUGGGAUGAAUGUGCCAAACGGGCAGCGAAUGUUCCUUUGUACCAGAUAAUACUGUGGAAAAAUAAUGUGUGGCCCUUAAGAGCUUCCCUUGUUGUACAAACUUGUCUUCUAUUUUCUUCUGCAAACUCCUCAGAUUAAGUUAAAAAUCUUAUUGUAAAUAUGUGAAAUACUGUCUGUAAACUAGUAGCACUUUCAUACAGUGUGUAAUCUUAACAUGUUUUGGCGUAACUCAAACUAAUACAUUUGCUUUUAAAUGAACUGUGUGUUAGCAGAAUAUUACCUGCAGUUAAAAAAAAAAAAGAGUUAAAAUGAUUUGAUGUUUUGUGAUAGCUGGUCAGGAUGUGUCUGGUUGUUUUUAUCAAGCGAUGGCUUGCGUGUGGAGGUAAGUCGGCCUUGGAGACUCAGCGGGUGAUGGUAUCUCCUGUGAUUGGUGCAAAUGCUGCUUUUAAUAACAGAACAAAAGAGGAACUAGAAAUGCAUAUGUUUAAAAAAUGUGGAUUUUCCCCAAAACACUCUCUCUCUCUCUCGCUCUGUGGCUUUGGUAACUUUAUAUUGACUGUGGGUUUGGCAGAAGACGACAAAGCACAGAAAAGAGGGAUGGAGGGAAAAGCUCAGAUUUUGCAAAGUUUUAUUAGAAGUAUUUAUUCAUUUUUAUGUUCAUAUUAUGUCAAGUCGUGAGCGUGUGUGAGGAGGGGUUAAAAUGAUGUGUAGCUGAUUCAAACUUUGGCUCAUAAUGUGGAUUCCCAAGGUCUCUGUAUUUGAUUGACAUAGAAGUAUUUUCUACUUAAACAGACAACCACACUUGUUUAUUUGAUCCAAAUGCUUGUGUUCACACAGUCAUCACAGUUACUUAGUUGUACGUUUAUCCCUCCGUCAGUAAUGCAAUCCAUCAAAUUCUUUCUGGUCUUUUGACAGCCAGGAGCCCCAGAGCCUCUCACAUUAUAUGUUUCCUUUAAUUAUCAUUAUUAUGCAAAUCAAAGUGUAACACACUGAAACCAUUCAAUAGUUUAGUAUAUAGUUUUUAAAACUGGUGUCAGUAAAAAUCCAGUGGCAUUAAACUGCUGUAGACUGUAGCUCUGUGAGGCGUUCGGUCAGAGACGCACAGAAACAUCUCUCCACCCUAAUCAGCAGUGUGUUGCCAGUGAAAGUCAAACUCCAUUACUUUGCCUUUUAACGCAGCCCUUUUCUCUUCUGUUUUCCCUUGACUUUUCUUUGACUUAAUGCUAUGUGAUUGAAUAAAGGCACUCUUAUUAUUCCUUAAUAAGUGUAAAGCAAUGCAAAAUGUGGCCCUGUAUGGCAAGCGUGACAGUCGAAUGUGCAGUCAUUACUUCUAAUGUAGACAAACGAGCACACACACACCCACACACAUGCACGUACUGCUGGGAAAAAUCUGCUUACAACUGAUUUUUGAUGCAUGAACUGAUGAAAUCCAACAACGUUGACUCAAGACCAUUGGCAUCUGUAGGUAGUUAUUUCUGGCUGAAACAUGGUUUGAGCACUUAUUAAAAUGUCUGCAAACAACAGCAUAAAACACCUGUAAAAUAUUUUCAUUUCGUAAUGUUUGUCAUCUAACCAUUUUAAUUUUCACUGUAUAAAUGUAAAUUUAACAAAUUUGAAAGUCUACUUUUAGACUAAUCUCCUUGAGCAGCUGUUUGUUAAUCAACCUGUUUUCUUUUAGGAAGAGGUAUAUAGGGCAAACAACUUCCCUAUGUAUUACAGAAUAGCAUUGUCUGUUAAGUUGUGUAUAUUUGAGAGAAGAGACCUGGAAAGAAAUGUUUGUGGAGAAUCAUGCUUGAAGUGGAUGGGGAUCAGUAUCUUGCUCAGUGGUGGAAUAAACAGGAGAAUUAAAGUUAGAUCUCCUGACUUCUUUGGAAAUGGUUGAACUUGUGAGUUCAUUGUUAACUCUUCCUGUGUUCUGAGUGGCAUGUCGAUCUUUAGUGUUAACGUGGUUAUUAUCCA
Monopterus albus (swamp eel) is the source of this 5816-nucleotide messenger RNA. RefSeq names its product Rho GTPase activating protein 9 (gene arhgap9). Gene Ontology annotation, biological process: regulation of GTPase activity; signal transduction. NCBI's taxonomy places the organism in Eukaryota, Metazoa, Chordata, Actinopteri, Synbranchiformes, Synbranchidae. The coding region runs from base 381 to 3242 and encodes 953 amino acids. The record is from RefSeq and is a predicted model, not a curated record. The transcript has 22 exons. Gene Ontology annotation, cellular component: cytoplasm. Gene Ontology annotation, molecular function: protein binding.